This is a messenger RNA of Aplysia californica (California sea hare), 919 nucleotides long. Its product is annotated as fibrinolytic enzyme, isozyme C. Bases 68 to 874 code for a protein of 268 amino acids. Gene Ontology annotation, biological process: proteolysis. The record is from RefSeq and is a predicted model, not a curated record. Gene Ontology annotation, molecular function: serine-type endopeptidase activity. The transcript has a single exon. NCBI's taxonomy places the organism in Eukaryota, Metazoa, Mollusca, Gastropoda, Aplysiida, Aplysiidae.
UGCAGUAACCACACCAAUCCAACAGUCCAACAGCCAGCCACCUCUGUGUCCCUGUGUCAGUGACGUCAUGAAGCUAGUCGCCGCCAUCUUGCUGUGCCUGGCGGCAUCCGCCCUGUGUGAGAAGAGAAUCAUCAACGGAGAAUCCGCUCCUCUGUACUCCCACCCGUACAUCGUCUCUCUGGAAGGCCUGGUUGACAGCUUCUUCUUCACCUACUGGAAACACAUCUGUGGAGGCUCGCUCAUCGACAGGCAAUGGGUGCUGACCGCCGCCCACUGCGUGGAAGGUAUGGGAAAAAGCAAACUGCGUGUCAAAUUGGGAGUGAUCACCCUGGGAGAGACAAACAACUACCAGCAACAAGUCGCCAUUUCUCAGGUGACCGUGCAUGGUCAGUACAGCAGCACGGCGUCCGGUAUCCCCAACGACAUCGCUCUGCUCAAACUCAGUCAGCUCGCCGUUCUCAACAAGAACGUCCAAAUUGCCCAACUGGCCUCUGCCGGUUCCUCAUUUUACAACACUGAGUGCGUGCUGGCUGGGUGGGGCAAGCAGAACGAAGGUCACACCCUCGUGGACGCCACGGAGCUUCACGAAGUCAACAUCACCAAGAUCUCCACGGCUGAGUGCAGACGGGAGUGGCCCGGGGAAGCCAUCACGGACAAACACAUCUGCGUGCACGACGCCAGUCCUCCAGCCGGGCAGCGACCGAGUGGGUGUAUGGGCGACAGUGGAGGACCCAUGAUGUGUGGACCACGACAUAACAUCUUGGCUGGCGUCACUUCCUGGGGGGAGCGCACGUGUAGCGGAACUUUCCCCAGCGUCUACACCAGGGUCUCUGCCUAUCUGGGCUGGAUCAGAAAUAACGGCCCUGAGUUGUGAUCUCUUUGGCUGGCUGAGUGAAAUAAAUACAUUCACAUUAUGCUG